UUUUUAAAAAAAUCACUAUUUAAUACUGUUUCUUGCAGAUGAUUGCUUGAAACAGUACUUGUGCAGAAAAGUUAAUGGGUAUUUGCCAAAAUCUUCUCUGUAUAUCUGUCGUUUUCCUUUGCUGUUGGAUCAAUUUCUUUGUGUCAAAGUACCCCUUUUAAAGAACCAGUAGAAUCCUUUAAAACUGAAAAAUCAGUUAACUUUGCAGACUAGAGGAGGAUGUUGAAGAGCUUUGUGUCUUUCAUUUUCUUUACUAACCAUGCACCUGUUUUCCAGAUAUCUGAGAGUUAUGUCUGUGAAACAGUGGUAUUCUUUUCCUAGACAUUAUAGUAGAAAGGAAUUGUGUCAUUUGUGUACCGUCUGUGUCACUUCCCAGUGGGGCAUAAUUAGCAAAGAGAUUUUAAAUUUUGGUAGCUCAACCUUUAGGUUGCUUCCCUUGUGGGCCUCCAACUGUGGGGAUGUGCCUCUUUCUUAAGGACUCCUGCAGGAAGGAUAAAUCCUUGGGAAUUUGACCCUUUGACAUGGAGUAGAUGGCCUUCCUGACUCUUUCAUGCCAGGCCCUUCAUGUGCAGUUACCAUUAUUAGCUGCUUCUGCUUGUCAAGGAAUGAGUUUUCCUUAGAUAAGCCUGGUCAGGGAGAUGAUGGUGUUUCCAAUAUGAGACCAGAGUUGGAAUAGGCCAUAAUGGGGAUAGGACCAGGCUAUACCAUUUUGAUUCUUCAGUGGUUACUGUUAUAACUUCUCAUAGUGAAAGUAAGUAACACUUAUUUUUUUCUUUUCCUUCCUUAGAAGACAAAAAACACUAAUGCAUUUGAGAAAGUGGUAAAGUUUGGGGGGAGGGAAAAAAACUGCUUUCCUGAUCUGCAACUUGGCUGGAUGCUAAGAUGUCUGUGGACAUGAAUAGCCAGGGGUCUGACAGCAAUGAAGAGGACUAUGACCCAAAUUGUGAGGAGGAAGAAGAGGAUGAGGACCCUGGGGACAUAGAGGACUAUUACGUGGGAGUAGCCAGCGAUGUGGAGCAGCAGGGGGCCGACGCCUUUGAUCCUGAGGAGUACCAGUUCACCUGUUUGACCUACAAGGAGUCCGAGGGUGCCCUCAAUGAGCACAUGACCAGCUUAGCCUCUGUCCUAAAGGCCGUUGAUGCUCACUGCCAUCAGCUGCAUCCUCCCUAUGGCACUGAUUGUAGAAAAUGACAGAAGAUUUUUGCCUGCAACCUUGGGGAAAUACUGAAGACCAGCAGCAAAGUCCUUUCCGACAUGCAUGUAGCUAAGGUGUUCCUGAAAUAAAGAACUGGAAACCACUCGAGGGUGUUGAGAUUAUAAAUGCAACGGCAAAACAAAGCCAGACUGGAUUGGCAACGCAGAACAGUGUUCAGGGUAAAUGACAACAGAGGGUGAUCCCACAGUUUUUUCAAGCUGGAAGGCAAGCUCCCCAGAGGCUCCUGACCCAUUGUUGGUCAGGUUUGAUGGUAUAGAGAAAGAGGAGAAAAAGGCAGGGAAGAUAGGCUGCUCUUGGCUUCUGCUCUUACCACAUUUUUUACUCUGGACCACCAGAGACUUAAGGGCAUCCUUCAGUCUUUGAUGAACUUUAUACCACUAUUUGUCCUCUCUUCCCCACCUUGAUCAGUCACAUUCCCUUCCCCAGCUCCCAGGAAAAAUAAGAGAGGAGUUUUUUACCUUUGGGGCUUCUGUUCACACUGACCAAGGCUUAAGCACAACUGUGAUGCCUCAAAGACAGGCCUGAGAGCUGUGCUUUGUGGAAUGGCAACAUUUAAGGAGUAGAACAUCCAUGGGAACACUAAGAAGGCUUGAUCUGGGAGGUUGAAAGAGAGCCACAGAGUGUUAUAAAGUUAUUGCAUUACAGACCUGUGUGGAAGUUAUAUCUGCUUAUGCUGAAAUUCACAUUGUAUGAUCAAUUAACCUUUGGUCAAAACUAUGUUAAAACUCUGGAGGGGAAUUUUUUAUUUUGAGGAGUAAAUAAAGGUCAAAGUGAUUAUUUGAUAUAGUAGCAUAAAGGUCAGCCUUUUGUUUAUUGUGACAUUUGUUCAUGCAAGUUACUACAAUUGUGUUAGAAGUACCUCCUGACUUCUAUUAUGAAAAAUUAAAACAGAAGUUUAAGGAAUUGUACAGUGGACAUCCAUACACCUACUGUCAAGAUUAUACAUUUGCUAACCUUUGGCUACAUUUGCUUUGUUAUGUAUCUAGGCAUCAACCAAUUUUAUUUUUAUACAGAUUUGUUGAAAUAUUAUUUACAUGACAUUAAAUUCACCCAUUUUAAAGUGUACGUUAAAUGAAUUUUAGUAAGUUUAUGCAGCUAUGUAACCAUCACCACAAUCUGAGUUAUAGAACAUUUUCAUCAUCUGGAAAGUUCCCUUGUGUUCGUUAGUCCCCAGUCACAGCCCCAGGCAACUAGGAAUCAUCUUUCUUUCCAUAUGGUUUUACCUUUUCUAGAAACUUCAUAUAAAUGGAAUUGUACAAUAUGUAGUCUUUUGUGUCUGGCUUUUUUCACUGAGCACAAUGUUUUUGAGGUUCGUCCAUGUCGUAUUACAUGUCAGUAGUGCUUUCCUUUUUAUUGCUGAAUGAUUUUCCAUUGUAUGGAUAUAUUACAUUUUGUUUAUCCAUUCAUUCAUCAGUUGAUGGACAUUGGGUUGUUUCCAGUUUGGGCUAUUAUGAAAUAUGCUGCCAUGACCAUUCAUGUCCAGGGCUUUAAAUGGACGUAUGUUUUCAUUUCUCUUGGAUAGAUAUCUAGGAGUGGGAUUGCUAGGUUGUAUGGUAAGUGUGUGUUUAAUGUUUUAAGAAACUGCCAAACUGUUUUCCAAGGUGAAUGCUAUUUUAGAUUCCUGCCAGCAUUAUAUAAGGGUUCCAGUUUCUCCACGUCUUUGCUAGCACUUGGUAUUGAUAGUCUUUUGGAUUAUAUUCAUUCUAGUGAGUAUGAAGUGGUAUCUUGCGGUUUUAAUUUGCAUUUCCCUUAUGACUGAUGAUGUUGAGGAUCUUUUCUUUUGCAUAUUUAUUGUUCAUACCUUUUUCAGGUGAAGGGUUCAAAUCUUUUGCCCAUUUUUAAAAAUUGGGUUAUUUGUCCUAUUGAGUUG
Leptonychotes weddellii (Weddell seal) is the source of this 3086-nucleotide messenger RNA. Lineage: Eukaryota; Metazoa; Chordata; Mammalia; Carnivora; Phocidae. The record is from RefSeq and is a predicted model, not a curated record.